Micromonas commoda is the source of this 828-nucleotide messenger RNA. It is a transcript of the gene PGP2, whose product is annotated as phosphoglycolate phosphatase. The annotation marks the transcript as partial. The record is from RefSeq and is a predicted model, not a curated record. NCBI's taxonomy places the organism in Eukaryota, Viridiplantae, Chlorophyta, Mamiellophyceae, Mamiellales, Mamiellaceae. Gene Ontology annotation, molecular function: phosphatase activity. The transcript has a single exon.
GUGGACUGCAUCGUCAUGGAUUGCGACGGGGUGCUUUGGCAGGGAGACACGCUCCUCCCCGGCGUGCGCGAGUCGAUCCAGCUGCUGCGCGAGAUGGGCAAGCGGCUCGUGUUCGUGACGAACAACUCCAACAAGUCCAGGCGUCAGUACGUGCACAAGUUCGAGAAGCUGGGCAUCUUCGUGGAGAAGGAGGAGGUAUUCUCCGCUGCGUUCGCCGCCGCCGCCUACCUCAAGACUCAAAAGUUUGCGAAAAAGGCGAUGGUCAUCGGCGGGCAGGGCAUCGUGGACGAGCUGAACGAGAUGUACCUCGAGGUGGACCCCGGCGUGUUCAACGCGGUGCAGUGCACGGAGAUGGAUUGGGAGGAGCUCGACAUCGACCCCGACUGCGGCGCCGUCAUCGUCGGGCAGGAUACCUCGUUCACCUACGCCAAGCUCGCGUACGCGUCGCUCGCCAUCCAGCGCGGCGCCGUCUUCGUGGCGACCAACCCGGACGCCGGGGACGCGAUCGGACCGGGCCUGAUGCCGGGCGCGGGUGCCAUAGUCGCGGCGGUGGAGAAGGCGUCGGGCGUAUCGCCGGAGAUCUACGCGGGCAAGCCGUCCGCGUUCCUGCUGGAGCUGCUCAAGGGUAACCGCGUCGACAUGGCGCGGACCCUGGUCGUGGGAGACAGGCUGGACACCGACAUCGCGUUCGGUCGGGCCGGAGGCGCGGGUGCGACGGUUCUGACGUUGUCCGGCGUGUGUGGCCUCGAGGAUGUGGACGCCGCGAUGGAAGAGGGCGGCGACAUCCCCAACCACAUCGUGCAGAGCCUGCCGCACAUGCUCGGGCUC